AUGGGUGCAGAUGGUCGUCAGGCCAUCGUGGGUGCAGAUGGUCGUCAGACCAUCGUCGGUGCAGAUGGUCAUCAGACCAUCGAGGGUUCAGAUAUUUGUCAGGCCAUCGUGGUUACAGACGGUUGUCAGGCCGUCGUGGGUGCAGAUGGUCGUCAGGCCAUCGUGGGUGCAGGUGGUCCUCAGCCAUCGUGGUUGCAACGGUCGUCAGACCGUCGUGGGUGCAGCGAUCGCAAGACCAUCGUGGGUGCAGACGGUCGUCAGGCCAUUGUGGGUGCAGAUGGUCGUCAGGCCAUUGUGGGUGCAGAUGGUCAUCAGGCCGUCGUGGAUGCAGAUGGUUGUCAGGCCAUCGUGGGUGGAGAUGGUUGUCAGACCAUCGUGGGUUCUGACAUUUGUCAGGCCAUCGUGGGUGCAGAUGGUUGUCAGGCCAUCGUAGGUGCAGAUGGUAGUCAGACCACCGUGGGUGCAAAUGGUCAUCAGACCAUCGUGGGUUCAGACAGUUGUCAGGCCAUCGUGGGUACAGACGGUCGUCAGGCCGUCGUGGGUGCAGAUGGUCGUCAGGCCGUCAUGGGAACAGAUGGUCGUCAGGCUGUCGUGGAUGCAGACGGUCGUCAGACCAUCGUGGGUGCAGACAGUCAUCAGACCAUCGUGGGUGCAGAUGGUCGUCAGGCCGUCAUGAGUGCAGGUGGUCGUCAGGCCGUCGUGGGUGCAGAUGGUCGUCAGGCCGUCAUGGGAUCAGAUGGUCAUCAGGCCAUCGUGGGUGCAGACAGUCGUCAGACCAUCAUGGGUGCAGGCAGUCGUUAG
Molecule: messenger RNA, 801 nt
Organism: Schistocerca nitens (vagrant locust)
Lineage: Eukaryota; Metazoa; Arthropoda; Insecta; Orthoptera; Acrididae
Product: macrophage receptor MARCO
Exons: 2
Coding region: 1-801 (266 amino acids)
Source: RefSeq, a predicted model, not a curated record